AUGGCAGAUUACAUAGCAACUAGUGCACUUGGUCUCCUCACAAAUCGAUUCGCUUAUCAUUCUGGACCUCUGGAUGCGAAACUGGAGCUGACAGCAUUUUGGGCACCAUUUCUCCUAUUGCACUUGGGUGGGCCUGACACAAUCACGGCCUAUUCUUUGGAGGACAACCAAUUAUGGUCGAGGCACUUGCUUCAAUUGGUUGGCCAGACAGGACUUGCAUUUUACAUCCUCUUUGCAGGGUGGACAGGGUCCCUUCUUUCAUUUCUAACAAUUCCAAUAAUGUUGGCAGGGCUCAUCAAGUAUGGAGAAAGAACAUGGGUUAUGUGGUCUGCAAACCGUGAGCAUCAUAGUGUAUCAACGUCCCGUUUUCAUAAUAAGUUGCAAGCUCAGACUGAUGAUGGAGAUUAUUCUAAUAUUUCGGAUGACAAAUUACUUCAACUCGCCCAUGGAAUGUUCGACAAGGCGAAGCUUCUCUUUGCAGGUGUUCCAAUAACUACAACAGAACAGUCUGCUUUGGCCAACCACCAAGAAGCUGCUAUCACAACCCUUCUGCAAACUCCUAAAGAUGCUUUUAAGGUAAUUGAAAUGCAGCUUGGAUUUAUGUAUGACAUGCUCUAUACAAAGGCACUCGUGACCUACACCCCCUGUGGCGUUGGCUUGCGAUUCAUCAGUUUUCUUCUCACCAGCAUUGUGCUGGUGUUAUUUUCUUUGGAACCUAACAACACACAAACGUACUCAAAGGUGGAUCUUUACAUAACUUUCUUAAUUCUUGCUGUGGCCAUUCUUUUAGAGCUUUAUGCGACCCUUGUAUUGCUAUUGUCUGACCAUACUGUUGUCUGGUUAAGAAAACAUAACUGUAGUAACAUCUCACUAGCCAUUACUUCUCACCCACUUCUUAGAAACCCUAGAUGGUCGAAUUCCAUGGGUCAAUGCAGUUUUCUUAGCCACGUCCUCAAUGAAAAACCCAUUGAUUUCCAUGGAAUACAGAAGUUCUUAAAAGUCUAUGAAAAGCUAGCAAGACGACGGCAUGCAGCUUCUCGCCAAGUCUCGGAGGAUUUGAAAGAAAAUUUAGUCAUGCAGGCCAAGAUUUUUUGGGAUCGCUCCGAAGAAGCGAUAAAGGGCAAUGUACCCACCAUUUCAAUCAAUAGUAUUAGAGGAUUUAUAACGUUGCGAGGUCUGCGCCUGAGUCCUGUUGAUCACCGUAUAAUUGACACGUUAACUUCUGCCAUAGAGUUUCAGCAAACCAUCCUUGUUUGGCACAUUGCUACAGAACUCUGCUAUCACCGAGAUCACGACCAUUUUUCCCAAAAGAAAGAAGAAAAAAACGCGGCUCUACAGAAUAUGAUGUUGUUACAUUAA
Molecule: messenger RNA, 1359 nt
Organism: Dovyalis caffra
Lineage: Eukaryota; Viridiplantae; Streptophyta; Magnoliopsida; Malpighiales; Salicaceae
Source: the annotation of a GenBank genome assembly